AUGAGCAAGGCUGGGCAAUGUCUGAAAUCGGUUCUCUUGGAUUUGAUUCACAAGAGCAAUGGCUUGAGAUCCUUCAAGCAAAUUCAUGCGCAUCUAUUGACUUCUGCCCUUGUUGCCAAUGACUUGGUUAUUUCUAAAGCUGCAAUUUUUUUGGGAAAACAUGUUACAGAUGUUCAUUACCCUUGCAAUUUCCUGAAGCAAUUUGAUUGGAACUUGAGCUCUUUCCCUUGCAAUUUGCUGAUUUCUGGCUAUGCCUCUGGCCACUUACCCUGGCUUGCAAUCCUGAUUUAUAGAUGGACUGUUAGGAAUGGUUUUGUGCCUGAUGUGUACACUAUCCCAGCAGUUUUGAAAUCUUGUGCUAAGUUUUAUGGGAUUGUAGAGAUUAAACAGUUUCAUUCCGUAGCUUUGAAGACUGGCUUGUGGUGCGACAUUUAUGUGCAAAACACUCUUGUCCAUGUGUAUUGCAUUUCUGGGGACACUGUUGGUGCUGGCAAGGUGUUUGAUGACAUGCUUGUGAGAGACGUGGUCUCUUGGACUGGCUUGAUAUCUGGGUAUGUCAAGGCUGGGUUGUUUAAUGAGGCCAUCGCAUUGUUUUUGAGAAUGGAUGUGGAACCUAAUGUAGCAACCUUUGUCAGCAUACUUGGGGCUUGUGGGAAAUUGGGUUGUUUAAAUUUGGGGAAAGGAAUUCAUGGGUUGGGUCUCAAAUGUCUGUUCUGGAAGGAGUUGGUGGUAUGCAAUGCUGUGUUGGAUAUCUAUAUGAAGUGUGAGUCUGUCACUGAUGGAAGGCAAAUGUUUGAUGAGAUACCUGAGAAAGAUAUUAUUUCUUGGACUAGUAUGAUAAGCGGGUUAGUGCAGUGCCAGUAUCCCAGUGAAUCGCUGGACUUGUUCUGCCAAAUGCAAGGCUCAGGUUUUGAGCCGGAUGGAGUUAUACUUACUGGUGUGCUUUCUGCUUGUGCCAGCCUUGGGCUUCUUGACUGCGGUAGAUGGGUCCAUCAGUACAUUGAUCAAUGCCGUAUCAAGUGGGAUGUUCAUAUAGGAACUACAUUGGUUGACAUGUAUGCAAAGUGUGGUUGUGUAGACAUGGUGCAGCGUAUCUUCAGUGGAAUGCCUUCUAGGAAUAUCCGUACUUGGAAUGCCUAUUGUUGAAAUGUCAAAUGUAAUAUUUAUUUAUGUUAGGAGGUGCCUAACUUGUCUAAGAGGUGCCUAACUUGUGUCUUUAGGAUGUGCCUAACUUAGGUUAGGAUGUGCCUAACUAUUAGGUUCAUAGUUCUAUAAAUAGGUAGUAUCUUGUAAUAAGUUUUAAGGAAGAAAUAUAGAUUUUAUGUUUUUCCA
Vigna angularis (adzuki bean) is the source of this 1332-nucleotide messenger RNA. RefSeq names its product pentatricopeptide repeat-containing protein At4g38010-like. Gene Ontology annotation, biological process: RNA modification. Gene Ontology annotation, molecular function: protein binding; RNA binding. Bases 1 to 1146 code for a protein of 381 amino acids. The record is from RefSeq and is a predicted model, not a curated record. NCBI's taxonomy places the organism in Eukaryota, Viridiplantae, Streptophyta, Magnoliopsida, Fabales, Fabaceae. The transcript has a single exon. Gene Ontology annotation, cellular component: intracellular membrane-bounded organelle.